UGUUGCUGGUGGUGUGAACAAGGCUCCUCUCCCUCAGAUAAUAUGUUCUCCUCUACACUCAUAGUCUUGCAGGUGAUGCUGCUUGUGAUGUCGAUGUUAGACAACACCGAGGCAGCAGAAAGUCCUCACUUUCUGCUGAAGGGACAGUGUCCCGUAGUGACGCUGGCAGAGGGCUUCGACGCACAGAAGUUCGGUGGCUUGUGGUACAGGAUCGGUGGUCUUCCCAACGUCGAGGAACGCUCCGUCAACUGCACUGUCUACAACUAUGUUGACACAGGUUCCGGAUACCAGGUAAACUCAACUGGUAUAGGCAGAGAUGGAGCAGCUGUCAACCAGAGCAUCAACCUGACAGUGACCACUCCAGGCACUGCUAAGUUCUCAACACGAGUCAGAACUUUCGACGCGGAGAUGAUGGUUCUUAACACCGACUACACCACUUACUGCUGCCUCUUCACCUGCUACAACUUCCAGGGAACACACAAGGCAAUCUUCGCCUGGAUUCUCUCCAGAACCUCCUCCUUGGAUAAGCAAAAGAUCGCCAGCUGUCAGAAAGAGCUGGAGAGGGUGGGAGUUCCCCUGGACCGACUGAGAGGGACAUACCAGGGUCAGCAGUGUAACCACCAGUAACACCUCGCUUCCCCCGUCCGUGAUCUCCCAGGCUCACACCACACUAAUGAGGACCCACUUCAGUAACGGUCUAGACGUUCUUUGCCUCCAUGGUAACGACCCCCUUCAGUAACGGUCCAGACCCACUUUGCUCCCCUGGUAACGAUCCACUUCAGUAACGGUCCAGACCUACUUUGCCUCAUCCCCCCCUGGUAACGACCCACUUCGGUGACUGCUCAUGCCCCUUAAAUCCUCAACAGUGGCGAUGCACUUCGGUGACUGUCCAGGCACACUACAGUGUUCUUGUAGUUCCUGGAUGCCCUUUCGCCGCAUCCUUUGGCCUCUGAGCAACUCUUAUUGGUAAAUGUCACUACUGCUUAGCGAU
This is a messenger RNA of Cherax quadricarinatus, 991 nucleotides long. RefSeq names its product crustacyanin-A1 subunit. Gene Ontology annotation, molecular function: pigment binding. Lineage: Eukaryota; Metazoa; Arthropoda; Malacostraca; Decapoda; Parastacidae. Gene Ontology annotation, biological process: lipid metabolic process; response to reactive oxygen species. The record is from RefSeq and is a predicted model, not a curated record. Gene Ontology annotation, cellular component: cytoplasm.